Messenger RNA from Hyaena hyaena (striped hyena), 804 nucleotides. RefSeq names its product testis-specific H1 histone. Bases 1 to 804 code for a protein of 267 amino acids. The transcript has a single exon. Lineage: Eukaryota; Metazoa; Chordata; Mammalia; Carnivora; Hyaenidae. The record is from RefSeq and is a predicted model, not a curated record.
AUGGCUGAGGUGCCCACUGGCGAAUCCAAAGGCACUGAAGUUAAACCCCAGCAGGCCACGGAAAAAACCCUCAAGGCAUCGCCAAGGCGGGGUCCUCUCUCGGUGCUCAAAGUGUCCCAGGUGUUGCUCCGAGCCAUCACAGCUCACAAAGGGCUGACUCUUGCCACUCUCAAGAAGGAGCUCGGAAAGGCUGGCUACGAAGUGCGGCGGAAGUGCCGCCACUCAGGUGAAGCACCCAGGUCUGAUGUUAAGGGCGCGUUUCUCCGGGUCAGCGGCAAUGAUGCCUCCGGCUACUUCAGGGUCUGGAAGAUUACAAAGCCGAAGAGAAAGCCAGGAUGCCCGAGGUUGGAGGGAGGUGUGCGCUCUUUGAGGAAGACCCCUCCUGGGCCGCGGAGCCCACGGAGGCGCUGUGUGCGUCGCAAGGCUGUCAAGAAGGCCAGGGAAUUAUGGAGACAGAGCACGAAGGCAAACAGGAGGAUGAAGAAGGUCAGGCCAAGAGCCAAGGACUCGGUGCAUUCCAAAGCCAAGGAAGGAGCAAGGGCCAAGAUGAUGAACCAGGUAAGAGGUCGGACCAUAAAGGAAGACAUCAGGCCUAGGACCCGAGAGAAGAGGCCAAGUUCGAAGUCCAGGGAAGAGAAGACGCAGGACCAGGAGAAGCUAGUAAAACGCACCAUCCAGAAGACAACUUUGGUUAAAACUGACCUAAAUUUUUGCGGUCAGGGGAAGACCCACGACCCAAGGGCUGCUUACGCAAAGACUUCUGCUAAAGCUUUAAGUCCUGGGUAUGCAGCGGGGUAUCUGUAA